AUGAAGUAUUGAACGCAAAAAAAUGGCGGUGAUGUUACAUUGACAUUAUGAUACUAAAUUUUGGUCGGUUUGGUGGCGUAUUUUCAACAGCUGUAGAGGUAUAAAAUGGCGUCACAAUAUCUUUUAAGUCAUAAAAGAUUUUGGGAAAAUGAUGAACCUGCAAAAGUUCCCGGAAACAAUUCAAUUCCAAUACAACACAAUGACUGCAUAAAAACGUUUCUGAAAUGUAUUCAAGAUGAAGGUUUGCAGAAAGCUUACAAUCGUUACGGAUACAAGCCUCAGGAAUCCGGUCUUUCAAGCUUUGUUGUCAGUGCUGUACAUGAAGAUGAAACUAUGGUUGACGUCAUCGUUGUUGGUGCAGGAAUGGCAGGUCUAUCUGCAGCGUACGAGUUGAAAAAAGCUGGUCUUUCUGUGAAAAUACUUGAGCAAACAGAGCGUUAUGGUGGAAGAGUCUAUACGUAUGGUAAAGAAAGUGGUCUUGCGUCUGGUUUGUAUGCAGAAGCAGGGGCUAUGCGAAUUCCUUGUGAUGCAGAUGGUCAAUCUGAGGGGCAACAUUAUUUGACAAAUGGUUACAUCAAGAACUUCAAUCUACCAAUAAAAAGUUUUCCAAACUACGAUGAAAAUGCCGUUUCUUGUAUCUAUGGGUUUCGCGAAAAAACUAAAAUUUGGUGUGAGACACAUUUCAUCAAAAUUUGGCCAAAUUGGAAAGAAGGUAUAAAGGAAGAGUUAAAAGGAGAUAUAACUGAUAUUUAUAAAUAUUACCAAGAAACAACAAAUGUCGUCACUGGCCAGCUUUGCACCUGGUUAUCGAAUUCCAAGAGCGUCGGUGAUCAAGUCAAUGCUUGGGAUCGAUGGAUUAAAAUUUGGAGUCGGUUCACGGUGGAAAGUUUUCUUGAAAGUAACAUCAAUGCGAUUAAAGCCAAAGUGUCUGUUGAAGACCAGAAAGACUUAGAUUUAGUCAAACUUGAAAAACUUUUGCCAUGGUCUAACGAUGCCGUUCGUGGUUUUCUGUAUUUUGCUAUGUGCCCGAAAUUGAACAGUCCCUGGACCACUUUCUUUCUUUUAAACUGGGAAAGUGGUCAUCUGGUAAGAUGCAUUGCUUGAAAGGUGGUAUGCAUAAUUUGGCUAAAGCGUUUUUAAAAAAUGAAAUAUUGAGUAAAGAUGACAUAGAAUACAAGAAGCAAGUAUAUGAAAUAGAUUACGGGUAUCAAAAAAAAUAUCCACUGAAAGAUGUCGUAGAGGUGUCAUUCUAUUCUAUCAAUGAUGCACCAUGUGUGUAUAAGGCAAAGGCAGUAAUUAUUACCACGCCGAUAAACAUUUUGCGUCAAAUAAAAUUCAAAUCAAAGCUUGAUGAUAUUGAAUCCCAGUUGGCAAUAAAAAAAAGCGUCCAGGCAAUGGGAAAUGUUUUUAAUCAGCAUUCAACAAAAAUCUUUCUUCAAUCCAAAGAAAGAUUCUGGGAAAAAGAAGGAAUCAAAGGUGGUUUUUCAAAGACAAACCUUCCCAUAGGCCAGAUUCAUUACGUCACCCCGGAAGACUGCAAAACGAAAGAGGGGCUUUUAAUGAUUUACACGUGGACGAAGGAGGCUCUGCUUUUUGGGUCGAUGAAAGAAGUGGUAAAACGGAAAGUAGUUGAACAACUCGAAGAAAUUCAUCCAACCUUCAAAGAAGAUAUGGUGACAGCCUUUAUUGUUCAUGCUUGGAAUAAUCUGCCAUCUUAUCAAGGAGCGUAUGGAGAAGUGAAAACAUCUCAUUACGAAAGUACAAGGCAUUUAUGGGAGCCGAUGGGUAACGUUCAUUUCGCUGGUGAAAGAAUUUCUUUUACCCGUAUGUGGAUACAAGGUGCUUUAGAAAGUGGUUUAAAAGCUGCAUUUCAGGUUUAUGAACGACAUAUGGAAAGAACCUGGAACCAUACAUUGUGAGGUUUUUCUGUAAUUGAAAUUAAAUUUUUAGACAAAGAGCAUGGCAAAAAUAAACAGGAAAAAUGAAUGCUGGCAUGGACAUGUGAAAUAUUUACACAAGAAGAGUUAUCGCUCUAUGAAGAACGUGAUUUUAAUAAUUCUAAUUGUACUUCUUGAAAAUACAUUGAGUUUUCGUCAAUCAUGUUCUUAUUAAAUUAUUCAUUUUCGAAA
Messenger RNA from Xenia sp. Carnegie-2017, 2129 nucleotides. RefSeq lists its product as uncharacterized. The coding region runs from base 106 to 1104 and encodes 332 amino acids. The transcript has 8 exons. Gene Ontology annotation, molecular function: oxidoreductase activity. The record is from RefSeq and is a predicted model, not a curated record. NCBI's taxonomy places the organism in Eukaryota, Metazoa, Cnidaria, Anthozoa, Malacalcyonacea, Xeniidae.